Molecule: messenger RNA, 1896 nt
Organism: Phaethon lepturus (White-tailed tropicbird)
Lineage: Eukaryota; Metazoa; Chordata; Aves; Phaethontiformes; Phaethontidae
Product: phosphatidylinositol-binding clathrin assembly protein-like
Exons: 13
Source: RefSeq, a predicted model, not a curated record
GCACCCAGCAGCUUGCUUGAAGCACUGGAACAGCAUUUGGCUUCUGUGGAGGGAAAGAAAACAAAAGAAGUCUCUGCUGCCAGCAGAGCUAGUGCCCUAUCCAGUGCUGUUUCCACACUUGCCAAUACAGGAAUGUCAUUUAGCAGGAUGGAUGAGAAAGAAAAGCAGCAGGCAUUGGAAGAGGAACAAGCUAGACUGCAGGCACUUAAGGAGCAGCGAUUAAGAGAGAUUUCUGUAGUAUCAAAUUCCACUUCCACAUCAGCAUCCCCAAGCACCUUAUCAGGAAGAAGUGUGAAUACCACUGUAGCUGUUGACCUCUUUGCAGUACCAGCACCCACAACAAAUAGCAUGCCCAACCUUUCUAGUGAUCUUUUCGAUCUUCAGCCUGCGUUUGUUCCAACUGUGCAGAGUACUCCAGCUAUAUCAACGUCAGCAAGCAGCGCUUGGGGAGGUCCUUUCUCGUCCUCAAAUGGUUGUGUUGGUUCUCCACCUCAUCUGGACAUCUUUGAUAUGAAGCCAGUUGAAGAAGCUGUAAAAUCUACCACCCCUUUCAUCAAUUCUACUUUUUCCUCCAAACAAACGGUGGAACUGUUUAGUGAUGACUUUAGUAGUCAUAAAUCUACAUAUCCUUCUGUGUAUCAUCCUCUGACUGUUGAUGGUUUUCCUCUUCAUUCAGCUCCUCCGAGUACCACUUCUUCAACAAUUAAUGUGGACUUUGAUGCUGUUUUUGGAGGAAAAUCUACAGCACCAGAGUACAAGAGUACAAGUGUUUUUAACUUUCUAGAUGAGGUAUUGCAACCUACAGUGCCACCACAAAGUCAAAGAGCCGCUUUAGCCAACCAGCAAAGCGGAAAAAUUUUGGCAAAUGAUCUUGAUUCUUCACUUGCUAAUCUAGUGGGAAACCUUGGCUUUGGAGGAACUCCAUCCAAAAAAUCAGAUAUGCAGUGGACACAGCCUACAGAGAAAAAACUUACUGGUGGAACAAACUGGCAAGCAAAAACAAGCACAUCGACCACAUGGAACCCUACUCCCUUACCCACUAUUCCACACAUGGUACCUGCUCCUAUCACAUACCCAUUGACCACACCUCAAGUGCCUGUAUAUGGAAUGGUACCUCCUCAGAUUGGAGCUGCUCCUUUGAUGGCACCCCAGUCAAUGAUGUAUACACAGCCUGGUCUAAGGCCAACAAAUCCUUUUGCACCUGUUUCUGAAACUCAGAUACAGUUUAUGUAGAACCGCCAAAGCAGCAAGAUGUGAGAACAACCAAAUACUGGUAAAAAAAGAAAAGACUGAAUUUCAAUCUUUCCAUGACAUAUUCCUGAACAGGGCAACUGUUUCUUCCCUGUAUAAUACAAUAGUAUUUUGAAUUGCAAUGCUUCAGAGAUUCUUGUUUAUAACAGUCACUGCAGUGUGAAGUCAUGUUUGUUCACUGAUUAUUUUUUUUUAACUGCUCAGCAGAAAACUGUAUUUUAUUGAGGUUGACUCAGAAGGUGCAAGCUGGAUUAUCACCUUUAAAGCUGAGAAGAGGGGUUACAUGAUUGCUCUACAACCUUAGUCAUCAGUGGAUUACCUUAGGAAGGAUGACAAAGCUAUUUAUUUUCUCCAUAAAUUGUGGCUGUUGUAACCAAGACACAACACAAAUGAAGUUGAGCAAUAAAAUUUUUAUGUGCUCUAAUAAAUACUCUGAUAGAGCAAUGCUUGCAUUAUCAUAAGGCCAAUAUUGUGUGAAAUCAGACAGCUUUUCACAUUAAAAUAGCUUAUAGUAAUUUGCAGACUUUAUAAUGUGAGUUUGAAAUGCUGUGAAUCAACAAGAUAUAUACAUAUUACAUAUAUAUAUAUAAAAAAAAUAAAUUGCUCCAUUGGUAUGUCAGUGUUAGACGGCUAGUUGAAAGAGCC